GCAGGGGUGAAACGGCGAAUGAGACAGGAGAGAGUGUGAGCCGAUUACACACUGCGAACCAGAACCAGUGAGAGAGGGAGGCAGUGGGGCCGUGACAUCUGAAAGUUUUAAACCUGUGAUCGCUUUAGAUGAUGCAGAGCGAGCCUGGAGUUUCUUCCAACGUGUGGAAGGAAAGCCAAGUCCGCAUCACGGAUCGCUACAGUCUGGGAAGGAUUUAACUACUGCGGCGGGCCAGUCGGGUUCAAUCUUAUGUGGAAAACGGAGUCAAAGGGAGGCGAUAAAAGCUGUGGAGGAAUAUACAGACUGAAAUGCAUUUGGCAACAAGUUCCACUAUUUUCCAGAGCAGGUUGGGAGGAUAUUUAAAGGACUGAAAUGCAAAAGCUCAUCAAUUGCCACUCCGGGAAGAAGUGGCCGACAGGAGAAUUUGCUGCGUGGGAAAGUGAGGGCCUCUGUAAACGUCUUGCUGUGAAAGAUCUGCUCGUGAUGGGAUUAUUCCAGCACCGGAGUUUGCCGCAGCUGCCUUGCUAACUUCACACUUCAAAUCUUUCAGACGUUUUAUUGACUUUCCAUUCUGCUCAAAGGACGAUGCGUCUUGUGCACCGACCCUGAGCAGCCCCAGCAGACCCUGCACCUUUGCUUGUGGGACCCAGUGACCAUGCUGACCGAGUGUCUGAAAGCAGAGAGAUCAGAGCCGCCGCCCACGCUCAGGCCCGCCGUGGUAUCAGCAGCAACAUGUCUCAGUCGGUCAACGCCAGCUCACCUCCCGGCCAGGCGCCUGAGACUGAGCUGAGAUGGGCCGCCCUGCUCAUCGUAAUGGUCAUCAUCCCCACCAUCGGAGGAAACAUACUGGUCAUUCUUGCUGUGUCGUUGGAAAGAAAGCUGCAGAACGCCACCAACUACUUUUUGAUGUCGCUUGCCGUCGCUGACCUGCUGGUGGGACUUCUAGUGAUGCCCAUUGCACUCAUCACUGUUCUUUACAACUCUAGAUGGCCCCUUCCAGAUUUCCUCUGCCCCAUCUGGCUCUUCCUCGACGUGCUCUUCUCUACAGCGUCCAUCAUGCACCUAUGUGCCAUCUCACUGGAUCGCUACAUUGCCAUCAAGAGGCCUAUCCAACACAGCCAAUACAAAUCCAGAGCCAAAGCGCUGGCCAAGAUCGCACUGGUUUGGCUCAUCUCCAUUGGUAUUGCAAUCCCGAUCCCAAUAAAGGGGCUGAGGAACCUUCACAACAACAUCACCUUCAACAGUAACCACACAUGCCUGCUGAAACCGGACACCUUCUCAGAUUUCAUCAUCUUCGGCUCCCUGACAGCAUUCUUCAUCCCUUUGACCAUCAUGAUGAUCAUCUACCUUCUCACUGUGCAAGUGUUGCGCAAAAAGGUUUACUUGCUCCGUUCGAAGGUAACCCGGGGCUUCAGCUCCUCGCCUAUCGCCACGGUUUUCCAAAGCAACCCAGCCCUCACUUCUCCUCAAGCUGAGCAAAUGAACAUGCUGGAUGUCAGGCUUUCUCGGCUGCAGGAGAAAACAACCCCAGGAAUGCUGAACGCUCAGAUGGAGAAUGAAAUAUCUUUCCGUAGAAUGUCAACAAUGGGCAAGAAGUCAAUGCAGACUCUAAGCAAUGAGCAGCGAGCCUCAAAGGUGUUGGGUAUUGUCUUCCUCCUUUUUGUCGUCAUGUGGUGCCCUUUCUUCAUAACAAACAUCACCUCUGCGCUGUGCUCCAGCUGUGUUGAGAAAGUCAUUUCCCGUCUGAUGGAGAUCUUUGUAUGGGUUGGUUACGUGUCAUCAGGAAUAAAUCCCCUUGUCUACACUCUUUUCAAUAAAACAUUCAGGGAGGCCUUUACGCGUUACAUCACCUGCAACUACAAAGGCUGCGCCAGAGACAGACAGGGACGCCCGCUUGGCUCGACCACUGCGGACUGGACCCUUACAAGCAUUUCAUUUAAAUCUUCUAUGGCAGAAAACUCCAAACUGUUCAUGAAGCGGGGAAUGAAGAACGGCAUUGGCAGAGUGGGCUACCAAAGCCCACUGAGGUGCCAUCAAGCUGUCCAGUCAGCAGGGGGGGUUCUGUUAAACACAAUUCUUUUGGCUGAAAAUGAAGACUUUAAGCAGGAAGAACAUGUAAGUUGUGUAUAAAUAGAAAGAAGAACUAAGUUAAACGUGAUCACUUUUAAUGUGCAGAUUAAAUCUCAAAGACAAAGGCUUGCCCAAAAUUAUGAAGUCAGAGUGACAUAAUAAUGCCUCAGAGGUGUAAAAAAUCCACAGUGCCUUGCUCAGGUGUUACUACCCCUUUUAACCUGCAGAAAUGUUCACGUUACAACCUAGAAUAAUGCAUUUUAAUUUGAGUUUAGGGCAGAUUCACGACCGUUACCUUUGUUAUGCUUAAAAUGAACAAAGGUAGUUUCCCGGUUGGGUUUGACCUUAUGAGCAUCUAA
Messenger RNA from Cyprinodon tularosa, 2429 nucleotides. It is a transcript of the gene htr2b, whose product is annotated as 5-hydroxytryptamine (serotonin) receptor 2B, G protein-coupled. The record is from RefSeq and is a predicted model, not a curated record. NCBI's taxonomy places the organism in Eukaryota, Metazoa, Chordata, Actinopteri, Cyprinodontiformes, Cyprinodontidae. Gene Ontology annotation, cellular component: plasma membrane; dendrite. The coding region runs from base 733 to 2130 and encodes 465 amino acids. The transcript is spliced from 4 exons. Gene Ontology annotation, molecular function: G protein-coupled serotonin receptor activity; neurotransmitter receptor activity. Gene Ontology annotation, biological process: G protein-coupled receptor signaling pathway, coupled to cyclic nucleotide second messenger; regulation of behavior; heart development.